Messenger RNA from Tarenaya hassleriana, 1713 nucleotides. Its product is annotated as probable beta-1,4-xylosyltransferase IRX10. The transcript has 6 exons. The record is from RefSeq and is a predicted model, not a curated record. Lineage: Eukaryota; Viridiplantae; Streptophyta; Magnoliopsida; Brassicales; Cleomaceae. Gene Ontology annotation, biological process: plant-type secondary cell wall biogenesis; glucuronoxylan biosynthetic process. Gene Ontology annotation, molecular function: glycosyltransferase activity. The coding region runs from base 264 to 1502 and encodes 412 amino acids.
CGAAGUGCAUCGCAAGCAAUUUCUCUCCUCUGGCUCUCACCGUUUCUUGAAGCGAUUUCUUCUGUGUUUCGUUUUCAAUUUCCUACCGGAGAAAAUGUGUCUUCUCUUCCGUUCUCAAUUAAAAAAACCCUAGACCUAAACCCGAAGGAAACCCAUCAACCACUGCGCCCAUGACGUCCCAACCAUUCCUUGGCUUAAAUACCUUCUCUUCCGAUCGAACCCUAGAUACCCACUUCGAUUUCGCUUCGGAUUUUGGGUGAAAGAUGUCGGAUCGAUCAUGGGUUUCCGCCAUUUUCGUCUUCGUGUUGUUCUGGGUUUCUUCCGCUGAACAUAAUGUUCGUACUGAGCGAAUUUCAGGAAGUGCUGGGGAUGUCUUGGAAGAUAACCCAGUGGGAAGGUUGAAGGUCUAUGUUUACGAGCUCCCGAGCAAAUACAACAAGAAAUUACUACAAAAGGACCCUCGAUGCCUUAACCACAUGUUUGCUGCCGAGAUUUUUAUGCACAGAUUCCUCUUAUCUAGCCCUGUUCGGACACUAAAUCCGGAGGAAGCAGAUUGGUUUUACACUCCCAUAUACCCUACUUGCGAUCUCACUCCGACUGGCUUGCCUCUGCCUUUUAAAUCUCCUCGUAUGAUGCGGAGUGCUAUACAGUUGAUCUCGACAAACUGGCCUUAUUGGAACCGGACUGAAGGAGCCGAUCACUUCUUUGUCGUGCCCCAUGACUUUGGAGCCUGCUUCCAUUAUCAGGAGGAGAAAGCCAUUGAAAGGGGGAUUCUUCCACUGCUUCGGCGUGCUACUUUGGUUCAGACAUUCGGUCAGAGGAACCACGUGUGCUUGAACGAAGGCUCCAUCACCAUUCCGCCUUAUGCUCCACCUCAGAAGAUGCAAGCCCAUCUGAUUCCUCCAGAAACUCCUCGGUCUAUCUUCGUAUACUUCCGGGGUUUGUUUUACGAUGUUAACAAUGACCCAGAAGGCGGCUACUAUGCAAGAGGAGCAAGAGCGGCAGUGUGGGAGAAUUUCAAGAACAACCCUCUCUUCGACAUCUCCACAGAUCACCCGACAACAUAUUACGAAGACAUGCAACGAUCCAUCUUUUGUCUGUGUCCUCUAGGUUGGGCUCCAUGGAGUCCGAGGCUGGUAGAGGCAGUGGUGUUUGGUUGCAUUCCAGUCAUCAUAGCCGACGACAUUGUCCUGCCCUUUGCAGAUGCCAUCCCCUGGGAAGAAAUCGGAGUCUUUGUGGCUGAAGAAGAUGUCCCGAAACUAGACACGAUCCUCACUUCGAUACCGACUGAAGUGGUUCUCAGAAAACAGAGACUUUUAGCGAAUCCAUCGAUGAAACGGGCAAUGCUUUUUCCCCAACCGGCUCAACCGGGUGAUGCAUUUCAUCAGAUACUAAAUGGGUUGGCUCGGAAAUUGCCGCACGAGAAGAGUGUGUACGUGAAACCGGGCGAGAAGGUCUUGAACUGGACUGCUGGUCCGGUUGGGGACCUGAAACCUUGGUGAAUCUCCAAGAGAGUUGAAACUUUUGUUAUGGUUCUUUCUGUUUUCUUUCCUUUUCCUUGUUUUGGUCUUUUAGAGUUGUGUCCGAGUCGAGGAGUUAUUGGUUACAAUGCUACACACUGUAAAAUGUGAGAUUUUUCUUCCUGGUUUUGGAAUUUUUUUGUAGAUAUAUACAUAAUAACAAGUAAUGAGAAAAAAAAAAUCCAUUUCUUUU